This is a messenger RNA of Talaromyces stipitatus ATCC 10500, 1193 nucleotides long. RefSeq lists its product as uncharacterized. Bases 91 to 1035 code for a protein of 314 amino acids. The record is from RefSeq and is a predicted model, not a curated record. The transcript has 3 exons. Lineage: Eukaryota; Fungi; Ascomycota; Eurotiomycetes; Eurotiales; Trichocomaceae.
ACAAUUCACUACUGAACUGUUGCCAAUAUAAACUUCUUUAUAACUUCUCAAUCAAGACUCCACAUUUGCUGGGGCCCCUAAAAAGACAAAAUGGAACCAAACUUCUUCCCCAAACCCACAACCCCUCAGUCCAGCAAAACCGAACUCCAAAUCGGAGGAAUCAAAGUAUACAUUUUCGGUCUCGCACAAGCCAAGGAACAAGGACACACCGAUCUGGGAGUACUAUACAUUGCGCACGGAAGAACAAGAACGUAUCGUGAUAGCGAAGGAUUGGCGCAUGAAAUUCUACAUCAGGUUCGAUCUGAUACUAAACCCAAAAAGGCGGGGUUGAUUGUCGUUGCGGUUGAUGCGCGGAAUCAUGGGGAGAGGAAGUUGAAUGAACUGACGAACAUGGGAUGGAAUGAAGGAAAUGAAUCCCACGCACAAGACAUGCUCUCCUCUAUCUCUGGUGGUGCACACGACUACGAACUCCUCAUAGACUAUCUACCCACCUACCUCACGGAAUUCAACAACUUCUACAACUUCAUGUCCGGUAUUUCCCUAGGAGGCCACACAUCCUGGCGCAUAGCAACCUCCUCCGUCGCGCAAAGGGGGAAACUUCACGGUCUCGCCAUUAUUAUCGGAUGCCCGAAACUUACGUCUUUACUGCUGGCUCGUUUAGGAGUCGACCUGGAAGCUACAGCAAGUAAAUUUGACGUCUCUGAAGAUUUGAUUCAUAUUAUACCGUAUGAUAAGCUAUCGACUAUAUUAACUGAGGAACAACAACGACGAUGGCCAAGGGCACUUGCGAAUUUGGUCACGGAAAUGGAUCGAGUGACUGAACAAGCGUACCCAAGGAAUAUUCCGACGUAUAUUCUAAAUGGGAGACUUGAUCCGUUGGUGCCGGAUAAGUUUACGGCGCAGUGGGUGAAGCAAAGGAAGACGGAGGGGUAUCAGAAUAUUGAGUACCUUGCGCAGGAGAAUACGGGUCACGCGUGUACGAAUCAGAUGGUAGAUAAUGUUUCAGGGUGGUUGGUAAGGAUGCUUAGGAAAUAGGGGUGGUAUGUAUAUUUCUAUGCGAUCUUUGUACAUAGCUGGGUUGCUAUCUCCAUAACUUUACUGUCGGUUCAGGUUCGUCACCUACUCCGUUGGUACUCGUGUAGAGAUUAUCGCAUAUACACACCAGUGUGACCACAAUUCAUAUAAUCUGCAUC